AUGACAAAAGCUACUGGAGAAAUUAGACAGCACGGUCCAAAUCCUGCUGGCCGUCUUUAUGUUAAAGCUGUAUUUACUGGUUACAAGCGUUCACAACGGAAUCAGCAUGAGCACACAGCCCUGCUAAAGGUCGAUGGUGUCUACAAUAAGAACGACGCUCAGUGGUACGUUGGUAAACGUGCACUUUACGUUUACAAGGCGCGUAACAAGGUUAGGUCGACAAACAAAGAACCGAGUCGAGUCCGUGCUAUAUGGGGAAAAUUGACACGCGUACACGGUAACGGUGGUACAUUGCGGGCUAAAUUUCAUCGUAAUCUUCCUCCACAAGCUAUGGGAAAACAUUGUGUUGCAUCAAAUGAAUUGAUCUCGACGGAAAUGGCGUGGUCAGAUGGUCUGACUGCCCUCAGUCUAUAUCACGGUCCGAGUAAUUCGAGUGGUAACGGCGAAGUUGUCGCUUGA
This is a messenger RNA of Acanthocheilonema viteae, 459 nucleotides long. The record is from the annotation of a GenBank genome assembly. NCBI's taxonomy places the organism in Eukaryota, Metazoa, Nematoda, Chromadorea, Rhabditida, Onchocercidae.